Messenger RNA from Xylaria bambusicola, 1943 nucleotides. RefSeq lists its product as uncharacterized. Lineage: Eukaryota; Fungi; Ascomycota; Sordariomycetes; Xylariales; Xylariaceae. The record is from RefSeq and is a predicted model, not a curated record. The transcript has a single exon. Bases 390 to 1391 code for a protein of 333 amino acids.
GAGCAAUGGACUGCAGUUCCAUAGGUCAUGGGUUCAAUUCCCAUUCGGUCCUUAAAAGCAUUUAUUUUUGCAAAUUAUCCCAAAUGCAAGCGAAUAACCUCGCCAUGCAUGCCCUCUUACCCUUAUAACCAUCUGCCUUCAGUAACCAAUUUAUCCAUGGCGAUACUCUUAAUUGACCACUCAGAAGCUUUUGCAGUUUGCGCAAAUACUACCUACUCCAAUUCCAUCUCAACUACUCCGCGCGAUUGCCGACCGUCGCGUGACUCCAAGCCUCUUCCUUCGUCUUCCCGCGCUCCAUCCGAGUCGUACGACCUGUCUGAUCAUACAACGAUCUGCGGAUCUACGAAACUUCAAUCCACUGCUACGGAGAUAUCGAAACAUUCGAAACGAUGCGUGGUCGAAAGGCUGGUGGUGCUGGCAGGGCCUCCCGCGCUGCCGGUGCCAUCUCUACACCCACGCCAGUCGCAGCCGUGAUCCCAUCUACAGUCUCGUCUGCUCUGCCUACUCCUCUCAGCAGCGCAUACCCCUCUACUUAUGCGUCAGAAGCUGAGUUUGACAUUGAUCUCGACGAAGAGAUCAGAAAUCUCCCUCUCGAUGCUCUUAGUCUCGAAGCAGGCGACCCAGCAACACCAUACAGACCCAAAUCCAGACGAACCAAGCCGCGGCCGUUCCGAUUUCUCGAUCUCCCGUCCGAAUUACGCCUCAAAGUGUAUGGGUACCAUUUCGCCAACACUGGCCAUGUGCUUGACUUGGACUCGGAUAAUUACAAACGAAUCCACCAGAAACUGUCAAUCUUAAGGACCUGUCGCACUAUCUAUGUGGAAGCAUCGUACUUUUUCUAUAGCACCCAUCUAGUUCGCCUCUUCCCCGCCGUCCCUGGUCGCUUCUUCAAAACCAAGAAGCCCCUGCUCGCUCGCUUGAAGCCUGGGCAGAGGGCAUGCAUCAACACACUCGAGCUCCGUCUGGGCCCAGGCUGGAGCAAGCCACCUCGCGGCUGGGAGGUUAAUGCUGCACUGGGUCUCAGCCAGUGCGUCAACGUCACCAAGAUCGCUAUCUUCGUGGAAUGCGACCCUGGCAACGAUAUCUUCAAGGGCUUCCGCCAACCUGGUGGAUUCUUCGAGACGUUUUCGAAGAAGCUUCUUGUGGGUGUUCUCGACGAGAUGCCUUGGGUAGAACGAGUGGAAUUCGACGCUUGGCCGAGUGUCAAGAAGUCGGGCGCUCUUAUGACCGGCCUGAUCGACCUCGUUACUUCACGCGGCAUGAAGAUAUCCUGGGGUCUUGAACGGGGCUGGACCGACGCAGAUGAGGUGGAACCGCCGCCCGUCGUCCACAACUAUGCUCCUCUUGACAGCCUCCUGAAUGCUACUAAUAAUAUUCUAGUCCUCGCAUGAAAUUCUGAAGUGCCUUUUAUGGAGCGUUUAGCCUUAUGACCUACCCUAAGAAGAAUUCAUAUUGCACGGACAAUGGGAAAAUCUCCUAUAUCAUUACGGGAAGUUGGGAGUUGAGCAAAUUGAUAGGUUUGAUGACUCGAAGCUUGCCUGGAAACGGUUCGCUUUUAAUGAUCUCUGCUUCAUUUCAGUCUUUGGAGCACACUGCUCAGUCAGACUCAGGAUGAGGAAAUUGACAACGUUUCGAAAGAAAGAAAGCUAGCAUCUUAGUUCUGUUAGGACAUGCCUUGAGAUUUGGUGAAAUCAUGUGAGAUGAGCAUGCUCUUUCCUACCUUAGUAGACGUGACUGCUGGGAUAAUUACCUGCUGCGUAGCUUUGGCUAUCUAACCAUUUUACAUGAUGGACCUCCAGACAUUAUGUGUAUAUAUAUUCACAUGCUCGCAAGAAUAGAUUUACAUAACCUAGGCAGUAUGUUGAGGUCGUUAUCGAUUUGACCCCACUACAAAUUUCCACUAGCUAUCCCCAGCUACAUACAUAUCCAAAUAAACCAGCAUC